Saitoella complicata NRRL Y-17804 is the source of this 684-nucleotide messenger RNA. Its product is annotated as Acireductone dioxygenase. Bases 35 to 559 code for a protein of 174 amino acids. Gene Ontology annotation, molecular function: acireductone dioxygenase [iron(II)-requiring] activity. The transcript has 3 exons. The record is from RefSeq and is a predicted model, not a curated record. Lineage: Eukaryota; Fungi; Ascomycota; Saitoellomycetes; Saitoellales; Saitoellaceae.
CCAGAAACACCUCCAACAAAUCAACCAAGUAGCAAUGCGUGCUUACUACUACGCUGGAGAGGGUGAUCAGAAGGAGCCUCAUGAGGGCGCCCCCGUUACCCAAGAAAAGCUCGACCAGCUCGGUGUCCUUGCCUGGCACUUCGAGGGAGACUCCCUCGAGGGUGUUGAAGCCGUCGCGAAGGAGCGUGACUACAAGAAUCGCGACACUGUCACCAUCUCCCCCACCUCCCUCGGUGACCUUUACGAAUCCAAAAUCCGCACCUUCUUCGACGAACACCUCCACGAAGACGAAGAGAUCCGCUACAUCCUCGACGGCGAAGGCUACUUUGACGUCCGCUCUAAGAACGACGAGUGGAUUCGUUUGCAUAUGGUGAAGGGUGAUUUGGCGGUUUUGCCUGCGGGGAUCUAUCACAGGUUCACGCCGGCGAUGAGUAAUUAUACGAAGGCGUUGAGGUUGUUUAAGGAUGAGCCGAAGUGGACGCCUGUGUCGAGGGCGGAGAAGACGACGGAUGAGAACCCGUACCGUUUGCAGUACGUUAAGCAGUUCGUCUCUGCUUAACAUAGGCAGAUGGAGAAGGAGUGUGAUGUAUGCUGAUUUGGUUAUAUCCUUGGCGUUGUGAUGCAAAAGUUUCUCGAUUUGAAUUCAAUAUACCUUAACCGCCUACGGGCAUCAACUACACCUCG